This is a messenger RNA of Calypte anna (Anna's hummingbird), 3754 nucleotides long. RefSeq names its product fucose kinase (gene FCSK). Bases 1 to 3297 code for a protein of 1098 amino acids. Gene Ontology annotation, biological process: GDP-L-fucose salvage. Gene Ontology annotation, molecular function: fucokinase activity; ATP binding. NCBI's taxonomy places the organism in Eukaryota, Metazoa, Chordata, Aves, Apodiformes, Trochilidae. The record is from RefSeq and is a predicted model, not a curated record. The transcript has 23 exons.
AUGGCGGCGGAGUGGAGCGUCCUCCUCCUCACCUGCCAGCGCGGCGGCUGCGUCGCCGCCUUCCAGCGAGGCAAGCGGCGGGGCUGGCGCUCCCCCUUUCCCCCGGGGAGGGGAGAGCUGGAGAUCCGCCGGCUGCGGGGGAGCCUAGGUCCGCAUCCCCCCGCCUUGCUCCUGGCCGUGGAGGAUCCGUGGGAGCGGCUGGGGAGCGGCGGGGCCACCCUCAACGCUUUGCUGGUGGCGGCCGAGCACCUCAGCGCCCGGGCGGGCUGCACGGUGGUGACCGCCGAUGUCCUGCGGGACGCCCGCAUCCUCAUCCUGCACACGGGCCGUGACUUCUCCUUUGACGACUGUGGCCGAGCCUUCACCUGCCUGCCCGUGGAGGAGCCUGGUGCCCCAGCCGAAGCUCUGGUCUGCAACCUGGACAGCUUGCUGUGGACCAUGACACACCGGCUCUGUGUGGGUUCCCCACCUGGCGUGUGGGUCUGCAGCACUGACAUGCUCCUCACCGUGCCCUCCACACCAGGGAUUGACUGGGACAGGUUCCAGGGUGUCAGAGUGAUUGCAGUGCCUGGCAGCCAGGCGUAUGCCAGGAACCAUGGGGUCUACCUCACCGAUCAGCAGGGGAUGGUGUGUGACAUCAUCUACAAAGGCACAGAAGCCCAGAUCCAGCAGUGUGCAGGGGCUGACGGCACCGUCCCACUGGUCUGCGGGGUGGUUUUCUUCUCCUCAGAUGCUGCUGAGCAGCUCUUGGCCACCCACGUCAUCCCUCCUCUGGAUGCCUGCACCUACAUGGGUCUGGACUCGGGGGCACCACCCAUCCAGCUCUCCCUCUUCUUUGACAUCGUGCUGUGCAUGGCAGGGGGGCUGACAGAGGAGGAGUUUGUGAAGGGUGGGGGUGAUGCUAACGUGAGGAGCGCCCGCUCCGUGCUGUGGGCUGCUCUCCAUGCCUUCCCUCUUAGCAUGGCCUGCAUCCCCCAUGCCUCCUAUGACUACCUGACCACCUCUGCAAGUGAGCACAUCAGCAGCCUGAACCUCCUGCCUGGCUCUGCCAGCCACCUCCACUUCUGCAAAACAGCCCAUUCCCACGUGGAUCAGCCCUGUCUCCUGGAGGAUGGCUCUUUGGUGACAAACUGCCUGCUGGAAGGAGCUGUGCAGCUGGCAGCUGGCAGUGUCAUCCAGCACUGUCACCUCCAGGGUCCCCUGGAGAUUGGUCCUGGCUGCCUCCUCUCAGGCCUUGGCGUGGACUCCUCGGUGGCCCUGCAGGGCUGUCCUCUGCGUGACAUUGUCCUGCAAGGCCACCACAUCAGGCUGCGUGACCUGUCCUGUCGAGUGUUCACGCUCACCGGCCGCCUGGAUGACUGGCAGAGCCCUGCUGAAGAGGGCACCUACCUGAACAUGCCCUGGGCUGAGUUCUUCCAUCGGACGGGCAUACGUGAAGGGCACCUUUGGGACCCCGAGACACCUCCGCAGAGCCGCUGCCUGCUCAGUGCCCGUCUCUUCCCUGUGCUGCACGCCCGGGAGGUGCUGGGGCUGGAGGAUGUGCUGUGGCUGCUGUCCCCGGGGGCUGGCAGGCAGCUGGCACGCUGGCAGGGGGCCUGGCGCAUGUCCUGGCAGGAGCUGCUGCCCUGUCUGGACAAGGUGGCCGAGCUGGGUGCCCGCCAGGCCCUCUUCUUCCUCCAGGGCCAGCGCAAGGUGCGUCGGGUGCUGCUGGGGCGCCAGGACUGCAGCCUCCUGCCCCUGGCCCGCAGCGCUGUCCACGAGGGCUACCAUGAGGUCCUGCUGGGCACGCUGGAUGAGGUUGCCUCCACAGCCGGUGACGCUGGCAUCGCUGCGCGGGCGCUCGCCUGCAUCGCCGAGGUGCUGGGCUGCAUGGCACGGGGGGAAGGGGGCUUGAGGAGUGGGCCUGCAGCCAACAGAGAAUGGGCCUCAGCUUUUGGGCUCCUGGAGAGCGGGGACAUCCCCAGGGGAGUGCAGGAAUUGGCUGCCGAGCGGCGCAAGUGGAUGAGCAGCCCAGCUCUGCUGGUGAGGGCAGCUCGACAUUACGAGGGUGCUGAGCAGAUCCUUGUCCGGCAAGCAGUCAUGUCCUCGUGCCAGUUUGUCACCGUGGGGCGGGCAGAGCUGCCACCCUUGGGGCAAUGGGUGCAGGUGGCCUGUCCGGCCCGCCUGGACCUCUCUGGUGGCUGGAGUGACACCCCUCCCAUCACCUACGAGCACGGGGGGGCUGUGGUGGAUGUGGCCGUGCUGGUGGAUGGGUGCAGGCCCAUCGGUGCCAGGGUGCGGCGCAUCGGCGAGCCCGAGCUGCGCCUUGUCACCCUCGGUGGGACAGCAGAGAGCCAGGCGGUGGCUGAGCUGGUGUGCAGGGAGCUGGAGCACCUGCAGGAUUACUGCCAGCCACACGCACCAGGAGCUCUGCUCAAAGCUGCCUUCAUUUGCACUCAGGUGGUGCAGUUCCCCUCACAGAAGCCCCUGCGGGCUCAGCUCCUGGACAGCUUUGGGGGGGGAUUUGAGGUGCACACCUGGUCCAAGCUGCCCCACGGCUCCGGCCUCGGCACCAGCAGCAUCCUGGCAGGAGCAGUGAUGGCAUCGGUGUACCGGGCUGCCGGGAAGGCUGCCAGCACCCAGUCCCUUAUCCACGCCGUGCUGCACCUGGAGCAGAGGCUCACCACAGGUGGUGGUUGGCAGGACCAGGUUGGGGGGCUCGUGCCCGGCAUCAAAAUCGGGAGGUCGAAGGCUCAGCUGCCACUCAGGGUGGAGGUGGAGAGGAUCCUGGUGCCUGAGGGUUUCACCCAGACCCUCAACAACCAUUUGCUGCUGGUGUACACGGGGAAGACUCGCCUGGCCCGCAACCUGCUCCAGGAUGUGGUGAGGAACUGGUAUGCCAGGCUGCCCUCCAUCGUGGAAAAUGCCAAGGUGCUGGUGAGCAAUGCUGAGGAGUGUGCCCAGGCCUUGAGGCAAGGCAACCUGCCCCUCCUCGGCAAGUGUCUGGAUCGGUACUGGCAGCAGAAGAAGUGCAUGGCCCCGGGGUGCGAGCCGCUGGCAGUCAGCCGCAUGAUGGAUGCUCUCCGGCCCCACCUCUACGGGCAGUGCUUGGCGGGGGCCGGCGGGGGGGGCUUCCUUUACGUCUUAACCAAAGCCCCCCGGCAGAAAGAGGCUUUGCACCAAAUCCUAACCAACACCAAGGGAUUGGGUAACUUCAGCAUCCACAGCAUCGAAGUGGACACAGGUGGUUUCUCUGUGGAGGUUGUGGGACACCAUCUGAAGGACAGUUCUCCCCCCAAAGAGGACAUGGCAGUGUGAAAGCCUUCAGCCCUGACCUGUUCCUGGCUGAUUCACAGGGCAGGGGAACAAGCAGUCUCCUGCCUUCCCAACCUCCUCCAGUAGGGGCCUUAUUAGGUCUCCAUGUGACCUUUUUGUGCUGCUACUUGCCCUAAAACCACAGAGGCUGGAGGAGCUGUAAUGAGCUGGGCAGGCUCUAGCUGGAGGGUGGCCCUGCUAGAAAGGUCAGUCUUGUUGGGGCCUCCAGGCUGAUUUUGGGGUUGCACUCUGGUUUUAAUGUUUUUUAAAAGGGAAAGUAGCGUUUGUGGUGCUAUCUCUAGCAGGAAGUUUCCUGCUCUUCCACACUGGCCCUUCAGCAGGGAAUGCUCCUGCACCAAGGAUGCCACCUGGAUGUGGAAUCCAGUUCCUGUCCUGUGCUGGGAGACUGCUGCAGCUGAGCGUCCCUGCAAUCUCUUUGAAUAAAAAAAAAAAUAAUCCC